Molecule: messenger RNA, 10345 nt
Organism: Mobula hypostoma (lesser devil ray)
Lineage: Eukaryota; Metazoa; Chordata; Chondrichthyes; Myliobatiformes; Myliobatidae
Gene: tbc1d13
Product: TBC1 domain family, member 13
Exons: 13
Coding region: 342-1637 (431 amino acids)
Biological process (GO): intracellular protein transport; activation of GTPase activity
Molecular function (GO): GTPase activator activity
Source: RefSeq, a predicted model, not a curated record
GGAAACGCAGAGCAAAGCCACAACUUAAAGGCUACGCCGCUAAAGCAACAACAGCUUCAGCUAUCUAAUGUCGCAUCUGAUUCUGUUAUUUCUUUGUGUGUGCAUAUAUAUGAAUGAAAUGGAUGUGAAUCGACCAAAGCAUUGCUAAUUUAGCCUCAGAGAUAUCUCUAUAUUAGAGGUAUUUCCACUCUGAGUAAAUCCUUAUAAAUGCCGAAUUUACACAAUCGACUAUUCUUCGGUGGAGAGAAUUAAUUAAUUUCGUCGGUAUUACUCUUGUCGGACUUUAAUAUUAACGGGACAGGUUUCCGGUAGAGUUGCCGGUUGGGAAUUAGGAAGUCAACAUGUCGACUCUGUACAGGAACAGGAUUGAAGAAUUCAGGAUUGCUUUAAAUGAACCAAAGAUCAGCCUCACAAAACUUCAGGAGCUCUGUUUCAGUGGAAUUCCAUUUGAAGGAGGGCUGCGCUCACUUUGCUGGAAGAUCCUCCUCAAUUAUCUUCCCAUAGAGCAGACCCAGUGGAGCUCCUCCUUGAAGAAACAAAGGGAAAUUUAUGCACAGUUCUUGAAGGAAAUGAUCAUCCAGCCCGGCAUUGCCAGGGCAAAUUUGGGUUUCUUUCGAGAGGAUGUCACGUUAGAAGACCACCCCUUGAAUCCAAACCCUGAUAGUCAAUGGAACACUUACUUUAAAGACAACGAGGUUCUCCUGCAAAUUGACAAAGAUGUCCGGCGACUAUAUCCAGACAUGGCAUUUUUCCAGCGGCCUACUGACUAUCCAUGUCUUCUGAUUAUGGAUCCCCAAAAUGAAUUUGAAACACUUCGAAAGCGGGUAGAGCAAACCACCUUGAAAUCCCAAACAGUUGCACAUAAUCGGAGUGGUGUCACUAAUGUUUGCUCCCCUCGCAAAACUGCCUCUGCCAAUGAGUAUGAAGUGCUCCCCAAUGGCUGCGAGGCUCACUGGGAGGUGGUUGAGAGAAUCCUAUUCAUUUAUGCCAAGCUGAAUCCAGGAAUCGCUUAUGUACAGGGCAUGAAUGAGAUUGUGGGUCCAAUUUACUAUACCUUCGCUACCGAUCCGAAUACAGAGUGGAAAGAACAUGCAGAAGCAGACACAUUUUUCUGUUUCACAAACCUGAUGUCAGAGAUCAGGGACAAUUUCAUCAAGAGCCUAGAUGACUCGCAGUGUGGGAUCACUUGUAAAAUGGAGAAAGUUUACUCUGCACUGAAGGAGAAAGACAUGGAUCUGUAUCUCAAACUGCAAGAGCAGAAUAUCAAACCACAAUUUUUUGCCUUUCGCUGGCUCACACUGCUGCUAUCACAGGAGUUCCUUCUUCCUGAUGUUAUCCGAAUAUGGGAUUCCCUCUUCUCUGACGUUGACAGAUUUGAUUUCCUCAUCCUAGUCUGCUGUGCCAUGUUGAUUUUGAUUCGAGAUCAGUUGCUUGCUGGAGACUUCACAAUAAACAUGAGACUGCUACAGACAGUGGGUUCCUUUCGAAAAGCAGCACGCUGGGAAGUACCUUUGAAUCCCAUCUCCAAAGAUCAGGUGGGGGAUUACACUGUCCCAAAGGCCCAGUAUUUGGAUUACCCAAUUUCUGAUGUUGACCUGAUCCUGAAGAAAGCAAAAGAACUACAGGACACAGCAUAGCAACAUUGCAAAUCUGCUCAGUAUUCCAGAAACUGCCAGUCACGUACAUACAGUGAAUAUAUGUUGCGAAGGUGAUCAAACUUGCCUCUGCAGUGCCUUCUGAGAAAACUUCUCCACACUGCUAUGCAGUGUGUGGCUAAAGAGGUCUAUUACUCUGUACUGUGCAAUCCUGUGAUUCCUUGUCUUAUCCUAUUUGUGUCAGUUACCCCCCCCACCCCAUCCUGCCUCCCAACCCCAUGGGGAAAAGUCUUGAUCUUUCUCUCUUGCUCUCUCUCUCUCUCUGUCUGUUGUGAAUUGAUAUGCACUAAUGGUGCUAAUUAUGAUGUCUGUAUGUUGGUAUGUAUUUAAAUUUGCACUCCAAAUGAAAGCAAUGACCUUUCCUCUAAUGAAAGAGUAUGGCAGAAGAUGUUAAUAAACCAAAUCUUAUCACAGAGUUAAAGGAAGCAAAAGCACAAUUCUUGAUGGGUUUGCUCUCUUUAUUACUGUGGUAGAGGUCCCUAGAUUUGGUUUGUGACAGAUUGACCAGAAGGUGAAAGAUCAGUCACUAAAUCAGGUACUUCAAUCAUAACUGCGCAAACCAAACAAAAAAAAAACACUUAAUAGGAUGUUGCUUUGAAAGGCAUACUGUGAACUCCUCUCUGCCUUGAAUGUUGAAACACGCAGUGAGGUUUAGUAGAUUUUCAGUACCUACGAAAGUGUGGCCAGAAGAAAUGAAAGUUUUGUUGUGUUUUGAGGGACCAGGAGGUGAUUGAAUAAAUAUUUAUCUGGCAUUGAGGUAGUAUUUUACAGGUCUGCCACACUGCCUGUGGUAGGCAAUAUUGUCAUAAUAUCCUACACUAGAAUAUUGAAGUUUUUCUUAAUUUUUACAGUAUUGUGCAACAUUUGAAUUAUUAUAAGGAUUUUCACACUGAUUGCAAGACCAGAGUAAGAUCUGAUAAUUGCUGAUGAUUUGGACAAAAUGCAAAAUGUUUUGUUCUUGACAUUUCAGCUGCUGUAUCAAAGCUAGUAACUCACACUAAGGACUCUGAUUUGCUAAAUUUCAUAUGAGUCAGUAGUCAUAUCACCACAUUUACAUCUGUUCUUAGGAGUUGUACUAUCCCCCCCCCCAAGUGAAACCGUACAAUAUUUUAGUGGCUAUAUUUAGUGUUACCUUGGGGUGAGUGGUAGAAAGGGUUAAAAAUAAGGAGUUUUGGGUUGCAUUGAAUUAAUUUCUCUUAAAUUUACAGCAUUACCUGAUUAUUUUUAUAUGUUUGAAGCAGUGUUGUUGAAGAAUUCAUGGUUCUGUUUCUAAAGAAAUAAUUAACAGUUAUAAAAGAUCCAAGGCAUACAAAAAUAAUUUGCAUAUGUAGCAAAAAAAAAUCAGAAUUUGCCAAGGUUAAUCUUUAAAUGUUUACUCCUAUAUAGCUAAUACUGGCUUUCCUUAAGUUUUUGCUGGUUGUUCUUACUUGUUUUUUCUUCACUACCUAGCUGACAUUUCUAUUGAGGGGAAUAAAAGUGUCACUUCUCAAAAAGUGACCAGAUCACUGAAAUGAUAUCAGAAUCAUUAGAACUUGUAAAACAUCUUGGGAAUAUUCCCCCGUUUCUAUCCCUGACAUUGACCUCUUUACUUUUUAAAAUGGGUUACCAAGAUGAGACUAAGCCAAGCUUGAUCAAUAUUUGUCUAUCAUCAUCACUGAAUUUAAGUUGUCUCCUAUUGGGUUCACUUAUAAAUUUGGAUUUGACUUGCCCUGACUUUAUUGCAAACGUAUCAUUUAUACAAUUGCUCAUGUAAAAUCAUAUAACACUUGAACUGGUUAGACUAAAGUUAUCAUUGAAUUCCUUUCAUUGGUAUUGGUCUUCAUCAAACAAUUAUAUUGCAUAGGUAUGAAAACAGCACAAAAUAUUUUGUGAUGUGUGCUUUGCUCCAGAAAAUAUCAUCAUCUUUUUAAAUGUCUACAAUAUUUGCAUGAUUUACAAGCAUCUUAGAUUUAUAUUAGUCUCCAGUCUAAGUAAUUUUAAGGUUUGUGUUUUGAUAAUUGGGGCAUUCAAUUUAUGAUAGUUCAAAGUCCCACAAUUUCUUCUUGACAUCAUUACUUUAAUCAGACACCACCCCUUCCUAAUACUGAAAGAUCUAGUUGUGUUUUUGUUUUGAGGUCCUAGGGUUGCUUCUUUAUCCACCAAACAGUAAAGAGUAAUUUCAUGUAAUUAUUACAGUUCUGUCUGUUGAUCUUGUAUUUGGUCAAUUCUCUGUUAACCAUCUUAACAUUCGUCAAAAUUUAAAAAAAAACUUGAAUGGAACAGCCGGCAAGCAGAGAAUUGCAAGACUAACUGAAACCCUCAAGUUUUGGGUGGGUAAAAGGAUCAGUAACGUUAAAAAAUGCAACAAUUAAAGGAAGGAACUAAUGGUUCAGCAGCCUGCGGUCAAAAUGUGACUGAAAUUUCUACUGUAGUGCUUCCACAUGGAUCACAUCCUUUGACAAUUGCAUCUUCAGGGUUUGUCAUUAUGAUGUGAUGUCAAGAUGUUAUAGUCUGUUGUUUUAAAACCCCAUUCUGAGCUGCUUGCUCUUUCUCCCGUUGUAUCCUUCUCUGAUCACCUCGUUUUAUUCUCUAUGAAACCAGAGUUUGCUUGUCUUUUCAAAGGAAGCCAGAACCCUUACUUGUUUGCUCAACGUUGCAGAAGUCAUUGUACUGCACAGAUAAAUAUUACACAGUGUAAGCUAAUUCCACCUGGAAGUAUUCAUAUAUUUGCUUUCAAUGAUUGCAGAGUGAAUCUCAUGGGGCAUGGACGCUAUCUAGGUCUGGUGAAAUUCCAAUUUCAUUUAAUUUAGAUGUAUCCAUCUAAUUCACAACACUUAAGAAUGAAAUAACCCUUUCCAAUUCUCCAGUUGCAUUAGCCCUAUUAAUUUGAAGAGAUAAUUCAAUCUCUCCAAUGUUCAUUUCUAUUCUGUUGAAUUGUGUCCAAAUUGUCCCUUAACUCUGUGUGCCUGCUUUUGAUUCUGUUAUAUUACCAAACAAAAGUCAUGGAAUCUUGCUCUUGAAAUAUUCCAUUGGUCCUUACCACUAUCAAGCAUUUCAAGGCAUCCUUGGUUUCCUGACACUAUGCCUGAAUAACAUGGCAUCAGUUUAUGAUUAUUCCCUUAUUCUGGCGCCACAUCAGAAUAAAUAGUUUUGCUCUGUCAGUCCAGUAACAUCACAAUUUGGUCAUCUUUCAAGGGGACAAACCAUAGAAAAUAGGAAGUGUUGCAAAAAGGUUUCCUAAGCUGUGGAAGUUAAAUCACUGGGUCUCAAACUGACCAUGGCAGGAAGUUUUGAGACUGCAACUUUAUAUCAUAACACUAGCAGUAGGAUGAUGCACUUGAGGACUAGAUAUUCCCUUCCACAGCUUCUCAUCAAAAGAAAAUUCCAAAUUACUUUGUUCCUUCUCAGAGUAAUUAUAAUUCAUAACAUCUUUAAUUUUAUAUUAAGCUAGCCAUUCUCUGCCACAGCCUUAACCUUAUUGUUGCUAUUUCAGUCCCCCAUUGAUACUUGCCACCACCUGUGAAUGCAGUCUCCCAGAUCUCCUUCCCUAAUGAAGCCCCUUUACUGUUUACCACCCCUCUCCUGACCACAGGUGCCAGAAGCGACUGGUAAAGUCCAUAACUAAAUACCGAAAUGCCAAUGGGGAAAAUAUUGUGACAAGUAUUUUGUUCACACUUCUUCCAUUUUUUUUCUGUUUCACUUUUAUUACCAGAGAGCAAAGGGCAUAUAUUGCUAAUGUGAUAAAUUAUUUUUAUGCUUGCAACUGCAUGACUGAUUAUGGGUAAAAUACAAUAAUACAGUUUGUUAUAUUCUGUGCAGUGUGCAGAAAUGCAAAUUGGUCUGAAUUUAAGCAUUUAAUGCACAGAGUACAUAUUUUGGCUAAUGGUACAUAGCUUUGUGUUUGAAAUAUUUUUGUUAGGAAUGCACUGUAUAGCAAGGGCUUUUCUUUUUAAAAGUCUUUGGUGAAUGUUGUUUGGGGUCUUAGUUUCAAAAGACUGGUAAUAUACUCAUUAUUUCUCUGUUGAUCUCUGGGAAAGGUAAAAUGUGCUCCAAACUCGAGUAAAGAUAUAGUCACUAUCACUGCAAGAAUUGAGUGGUCAUGCAGAGAAAACUGACAGUGCCCUAUGACUGCAGUAGCGAUCCCAGUUUUACAUACAUUGUGUCUGUCAGCUUAUUCUAUGUAUCUGUCCAGCUCAUACAAUGCAUGCACAUGCUUUCUUCUGAACUAUACUGUAUCUUCCUUUCUUUAUCUUAACCUUACACGAGUUGUAACAAGUAUUCUGCAUCUACCUUGUAUACUCUGCUUACUCAUGGUUGUUGUCUCUCAUAUUGUACAUGCCUCUGGUUUCAUGAACACCAUGGUUGCAAGCUUGUGGUUUGUAACUGUUGGUUUCAUUCCUGACAAGAGACAACAUAAAUUGUCUUUCAUGUACAGUGUUUGUGUCUGUUUCUCGCUCAUCACACAUUUGGUCACGCUCGGCACUGUCCCUUCGUUGGAGUUGGGGAGAAGUGCUGGGCAAACAAAGGCUGUUAAAAUAAUUAGCAAUGGAAAGACUUGUUUUAGCCAUUGCGUGGUAUUAUUUAAAGGUAGGAAUACGGUUAGAAUCCUGUUCAUUUCUGUGAAGUCUUCUGUUGUGAUUAUGCUACAGAGUCAAGCAAGACACGUUGACACUAACGAGUGGCCAAAACACUUCCAUUGAGUGGUUUUACCUAAAUGUAACAUCUGUCAGACUAGGUUUUUUUUUUAGUAGCUCUACCAGUUGCAAUUGGGUUUUUGUUUUCUUUUCGUAUCAGGAUUAGAAUGUGGGAGUUUUGUGGCGUAUUCCAUCUAAAGGUAAAGCCCAAUUUUCUAUGGGGUAAAUGAAGGUGUUGAGAAUUGGGGAAACUGAUUUAAAGCUUUUACUUGUGAUGCUUGCUCUUGGCUAUCCUGAGAGGCUGUGAUAGGGGUGUAAGAUUACAUGGGAUUUGUUGGUUCAUUUUCUGGAUGUGGACAAGAAGUACUGGUAAGCUUCAUUCUGUUUCCAGGGUUUAUCUGGAACUGGAUAAGGAUGUAUCCCAGCAAUUAAUAGAAGGAUAAUGGUCCUCCUGAUUCCAAGGUUAAGCAGUUAAAAUGCUGCAUUUUUGCUUGGCUUGGAUAUGGGAUUAGUAAUUCCAGUAAAGAGUUCCUGUGAAUCUAAUUCUCAGAACAGAAGGUGACCUUAACAAAUUGUGUUUUUUAAGCAAAAUAUGUUGUGUGCAUGGUGAUAGUGGUGGAAGAGAAGGAAGGAAAAAAGGCAAGGCCACGGGUAAAUGAAAGGCAUGCAAUACCGCCAAGAUGACUUAAUUUUGAGUUAAAUGUCAACAGUUGCAUUCACCUCCCAAAAUCUUGUAAUAAUCAUAAAAACAUUGAACACUUGGGGCUGAAUUGAGUUUGAAGGCAAAGAGGCAAGUUAAGCAACCACUAUAAAUGGAAUUAUUCUGUAAAGCUAAUCAUGUCCCUUUCACAGUUUCUGAUGUUGCCAUGACACCCAUAGAAUCCUAUGUGGAGCAAAACUAUUGAUACAUUUAUAAGUGUUGCCCUACUUUAAACGGUUACAUGUGCUAUCAGCAUCAUAAGAAUGGGAUAAAUAGUUUGCUGCCAUUCCAUGCAUCUGCAUGUGUUUUCAUUAAAUUAUUUGGGGAAUUAAUUACGGAAUUGACUAAGGCUACAAUGGAAUGUAGGAAAUUACAAUGCAGGAAGGAGUACGUAUCAUUUGCUAGUGUAUGAUGUAUGUAUAUAAACUGGAAUCUAUUGCAUUGUAAGGGCCAGUAAACUUCUUGCAUCAUUAAUAAUAUAAACUUUUAUUUCAUGGCUCGUAAUGACCAUUUAUUGAGUGGCAAGUUUAUAGUUUGCUGCAUUUUGCACAGGUCAAAAAAAAUCUACAUCAAUCAGUUCAAUGUGUCAGAAAUGCAACAAAGAAAUACAGCUGCAAUACAAACUUUAUACUUACAGAGCAAAUACAAGACUAUGUUAUACAAAGGGAUUUUUUUCUGCUGAUUAUGACCUUGGAUUAACAUUGCCCCCCUCCUCCAGCCAUGUGUUAUCAUUUGACCAAUGGUCACUGUAAGUUUAAGCAGGGUUCAUGAUCGAAAUGCCUCCAUUUUUAAAGAAUUAAUCCCUGGCUCAUCUACAAACCAUUAGUGUCUAGCACCUUAUGAAGGUUUUUGGGGGAAGGGUCAUCUCAUUUGGGUCUCUUCCAUAUAAGCUCUCGAUUGUGUUUUGUUUCAAUGAAGGUUUAAUUAAUAUGAUAUUCCAAUGACUGUUAUUAAUGUUUUCCCAAAAUGAUGUGCACUUGUAUUUAAAAAGAAUUUACAAACUGCGCUUAAUGUCUACAUUGCAAUUUUAUAAUGGAAACCAAUUGUUAGCGUAUUUUGUUCAAAGUGCACAUGGUUAAUUGUUGUUUUUGAAAAUAAAUUUUAAAAUAUGCAUAUAAUUUUGAUUGCACUCUGUAAUCUCUGUGCUUCACUAUUUCCAGGUACUUGUCUAUACCCAGUUCUCAAUGUUCCAUCACUUUGCAGCCAAGGUUCAUUUUCCUCAGCACCAAGGUCUAGAAUUCCUUUCAUAAACUCUAUUUGUCCACCUCACUUUUCAAGAUACUCAGAUUCAGAUUUAUUUGUCACGUCGACAUCAAAAUAUACAGUGAAAUGUGUCAUCUGUGUUUACAGCCAACACAAUCCAAGGAUGAGCUGGGGGCAGCCAGCAAGUGUUGCUACAUAUCCUGGUGCUAACAUAACAUGCCCACAAAGUUAAGCAGAACUACACAAGUAGCAGCGACAACAAGACAAAAUGACAACAAAACAACCCCAUCCUAUAUUCCCCACCCACUCACACAUAAAACAUGCUUCCAGCCUCAGGACGGGCUCCCUCCGGGCCUCCAGCCCUUGCCCUUGGACUCUCAGACCGGGCCUCCAUCCUCCAGUCCCUGUAUCAUAUUCAUAGAUUUGCAGCCGUCGAGUUUCUGACUACCCCAGGACUGUGAUGUUCAGGCCUCGGCCCCAGGACUUGCUGGUCACAAGACUUUGACUUUCGGGCCUUGACUUCCAGCCUUGCACGAACCUCCAACCCUGGGACUUGCUGACCUGGGGGCUCCACUGGCCCAUGUGCCUCCUGCCCACAUGGACCUCUGACCUGGGUGUCUCUGACCGCCGACCCAACCUCCAGGUUUGCUGGCCUUUGACUGUGGAACACUCUGAACGCUGAAAGCCUACUUUUUAAACCAAACCUUUAUAAGCAUCCACCCUAGGUGUGGCUGUAAAAUUUUGACCUGGACUAGUACAUUAUUCCCAAGUCUUGGACUGGAUCGUCAAGUCUACUUUUUUGUUGUAUUCCCAUGCAGUCCAUGUGCACCUCAGUCUUAAAUAAACUCAGUAACUUCUGAGAUAACAAAAUUACACAAAAUUCAAACCCUCUUCAUUGUGAAAUGCCUAAUAUCUGUCUCCCUGUCGUGGCUAGAAGAAAUGAGACUGUUUGCAUCGGUCCUGUCAACCUCUGUUAUUUGUUUUGACGAGAUUAAGGCUCACGCUCCUGAGCUCCAGUGAGUAUUGGCCAAUUUGACCUGAUCUCUCCUCACGACAACCUUUUCAUCCCAGGAAUAUAGUGAAUGUACUGUGUAGUGGCUACAGGGCUGCUAUUCCUUCUAUUGGUUUGCAGUCCAAAACUUUGCACGGUACCAGUAAUAAGGUCUCCUGAAUCUGAAGACUAAACAAGCAUGUGAGACUUGUGCUUUCAACCGAUUCUUCCUCUUGUACCUACAUGUUUACUUUCUACAUUUCACAAGCAUCAAGAUCCCUCUGUUAUUCCACAUUUACUAGUGUCUCAAAGACAUAGGAGCAGAAUUAGGCCAUUCAGCCCAUUGAGGCUGCUGUGCCAUUCCAUCACGGCUGAUCCCGGAUCUCAUUCAACCCCAUACACCUGCCUUCUCGCCAUAUUCUUUGAUGUCCCGACUGAUCAGGAAACAACUUCCGCCUCAACAACACACGUAAAAUGCUGGAGGAACUCAGCAGGCCAAGCAGUCAAUGUUUAGGGCCGAGACAAUUUGGCAGGAAUGUUGACUUCUUUCAGAGGUUGACAGAACUUCUGCUUAAAUAUGCCCACAGAUUUGGCCUCCACCUCGGUCUGCGACAGAGCAUUCCACAGAUUUACUACUCUCUGGCUAAAAAUAUUCCUCCUUAUCUCUGUUCUAAAGGGUUGCCUUUCAAUUUUGAGGCUGUGCCCUCUAGUUCUGGAUACCCCCACAAUAGGAAACAUCCUCUCCACAUCCACCUUAUCUAGUCCUUUCAACAUCUGAUAGGUUUCAAUCAGAUCCCCAAGCAUUCUUGUAAAUUCCAGUGAGUACAGGCCCAAAACUGCCAAACGCUCCUCAUAUGUUGACCUUUUCAUUCCCGGAAUCAUCUUCGUGAACAUUCUCUGGACUCUCUUCAAUGACGACACAUCCUUUCUGAGAUAUGGGGCCCAAAACUGUUAACAAUACUCCAAGUGCAGCCUGACUAGCGUCUUAUAAAGGCUCUAGUCUUUACAUUGUUCUAAAUUUUUUUCUGUGCAAAGUGCACCACAUCAUAUUUACCCAAUUGGUAUUGCAAUUGCUAAACCCUGCUCCUUUACUCAACUGGUGUGUAUAUAUACCCAGAGAGACCGCCUUCUCCUAGUGGUUCGCUUUGUCCCCGUCCUCUACUCUUGAAAUCUCCCAGGAUUC